This is a messenger RNA of Caenorhabditis bovis, 882 nucleotides long. The record is from the annotation of a GenBank genome assembly. Lineage: Eukaryota; Metazoa; Nematoda; Chromadorea; Rhabditida; Rhabditidae.
AUGACAACCGAUUCGCAGGAUUGGCUUCAGGAGCGUCUUCGAUUCCACGGAAUCAAGUCCAAUAUUCUGGCGAGGAAUCUUGUCUCCGAGUUCGUCGGCACCUUCAUACUUUGUUUCAUCGGCCUCGGCAUCGUCGUGCAAUUCCACAUUGGCGGCGGCGCGACGACGCAAUGGAUCGGCGUCAACAUCGGCUGGGGCUUCGCGAUCAUGUUCGCCGUGAUGGCGACGGCGCGAAUGUCGGGCGGCCAACUGAAUCCGGCCGUCUCGCUGCUCCUCUGGUCGAUGGGCCAUCUGAAAUUGGCGUGGGUGCUCGCCUACUCGCUGGCGCAAACCGCCGGCGCGUUCGUCGCCGCCGCUUUGAUCUACGCCUACUAUUACGAGCGAUUCGACGCGUUCGACGGCGGUAAUCGAACGGUGCUCGGCGCCAACGGCACCGCCGGCUGCUUCUCAAGCUACCCGCAUCCCGACAUCGGCUACUGGGGACCAUACAUCGAUCAGAUAGUGGGCACCGCGAUUCUCGGCUUCUUCCUAUGCGUCAUCAUCGACGAGCGCAAUCAAAUCCCAAAAGUGUGGCAUCCGAUGUUCUUCGGCUUCCUCAUCAUGAUGAUCGGCACCGGCUUCGGCAUGAACCUCGGCUAUCCGAUCAAUCCGGCGCGCGAUCUCGGACCCCGCCUAUUCGCCUAUUUCGUCUACGGCACCGGUGUGUUCAAUUCGCCGUAUCGCGGCUACUGGAUGGCGCCGGCGAUCGCUCCAUUCGUCGGCGCCCUCGUCGGCGGAUGGCUCUACCAUUUCGCGUUGGGAAUGCACAAUCCCGACGUCGUCGACGACGACGACGCGCCUUCAGACGGCCACGAGAAGCGUCAACUUCUACCAACCGCCUAA